AGAGAGAGAGAGAUAAGGAUCAAGAGAAAGGGAUAGAGAGUGGGCGUAGGAGGAUAAAGCCGAGUGCAGAAAGUGCAGUAACGAACAGAACCGCCCGGCGCCUUGACAGCCGAGUCGAGUCGAGCUUCUGGUUGGAGAAUUCGAGAGCGCAUGCGUCCCACGUUGAUACGUCAAGCGGCCGAUUACUCAUGUUUGCUCUGGUCCCUCGACGAAGUUGCGACGCAUCGAUCGUCACAUGUGAAUCAUCCCGCUCGCAGCCCGAACGAGGACGCGAAGGCUGCGUAUCGGAAGUUCACUCGAAGGAAACACUUGCGGAACGUUGCGCAAUACGACCCAACUCGCCGACCAAAGAUCCGCGCGAACGGUCGUGUUUCUCGCAAUUUCGCCCACGGACGACGACAGCUCCUUCGAAGAAGAGAAGCUGGAGGCGAAAAAAGAAAGUAAGGAAUAGACGUUCACGUGUCAACCAGACGGCGUGUAUUUACGUUCCUGUGGCAGCCGGUGACCGGCAAGAUGAUCACGACGCCAUAUUUGAGCGCGAUUCAAAAGAUACCGGGCGACACCGCCGGUGAGAAGUUGAAAUGGCUCGGGAAACUGAACUUGGAUCAGGAGAUGGCCAGCGGGGAUAUCGAUCAGCUGCCGUCGGAGCUGCAGCCGAUACUGCACGUGGAGAACGCCGUCAGGAAGAAGAUAUACGAGGACGUGACGUCGGCCUUGAAGUCCGGCGACGUGACGAUAGUGCGACGCGCUCUCCAGGCAUCUUGGUUCUUCAACGGCAGCUGCAAGGACGUCGUGAACGUCGAAUACUUCCGUAAACAGAUCUUCCCGUACGUUUCCGUAAACACGAGGCUGCACAUCAUAAAGACGCUCGCCCUCAGAUUGAAGGAUCCGCAGUUCGCGCGGGAAAUGUUCACUGAAGUGGAGUCCACUUACGGCAUUCAGUACGCUUUGCUGUUGCUCAUGGUGUGCGACGACGAUUUCGCUUACAGCACGAUCGUGACGAAAAAGGUCGAUCUGCCCCUCUCGGUCGCCAAGAAGUUCUUCCGCAGGAACAUGGACUUUAUGGUGCGCUACCUCAGACUGUCCGAUCCGGCCUCAACGGGUUCCUUCCGAGUCAACAUACACGACUACGAGGUAUUCCUGUCGAAAUUGGUGAAGAAACGAUUGGACGCCUUCGUGGAGCUCUAUGAGAUGCACCAGGAAAAUCCGCCGCGCGUGGAACUGAAUAACGUAUGCGCCGACGCGUUCCUGAAAAAUGGGAUGCAUCAUGUGCUGCGAAGGCCGCACUUGUAUAUGAAAAUCUUGCCGCUCAAGAGGAUCAGCGCGGCGCGAAUGGAGAUGAUAUUUCCGAGAUUGAUGCCGGAAAAUGCCGGCUCCUUCGACGUGGACAAACUGCUGAAGUAUUUGAAGUAUUAUCCGAAGGAGAAGAGACUCGAUUUCCUCCGUGCAACUUACAAGACCAAAUACAACGAGGAGUUCCUCGACACGCCGAAGAACGUGACGCCGGACAUACUGAAGCUGAUGCCCGCCGAGGAACGGAUCAAGCACGCCAGAAUCAAGAUGGCGGAAGAGGAGAACGAAUUCCGAGACGACGACCUGGACGUCAUGUCCUACGAGACUGUUUGGCUCUGUUACUUGCCCACCGCGGAGUCGAUACCUUCUUUUACAAAUUCGAUGAAGACCGCGAUGACGCCGGACGAGAGGGUCGGAUUGAUGUGGCGGAUGCUCUAUACGUGCAGCGUGAACAACGACGAGGACGCGUUGCUCGACUUCAUGAAGUACUUCCUGACCAGGCAUAAAAAUGAGGAGGACUGGGUGUACGAUCGAGUGUUGGAUAGGAUCAACGUGUUCUACGACCUGCCUCGCUUGAGCGAGAGGAUCUGGGCUGUCUUGUCUGACAUCAUCGCCAUGUUUUUCGUGAAAUACGGCAAGGCGACGGAGGUCGUUAUUUUGGGCCUGCUUCACUACAGACUCCUUCACGACAUGCCGAUCACAGAGACGGUCGAGAUGGUCCUGAAGUCUCAAUUGAAGCGAGGCUGUGUGAACUUCGACUAUAUCUUCAGGAAGGAGCCAUACUGCAAGAGACGGUUCCUCGUCACCUGCAUAGAACUAGUAGAGGAGAAGGUCAAGGCUGACAAGUGGAAGGAUCACAAAAACGAGCUGGUGUUCAGUAUCGUCUAUGCGAUGUACAAUUUUAAUGAGAAGUACAGCAAGUCGCGCACGUUCGAAAGUAUGAGGAUCAACGACUAUCCUUGGCUGCUCCGCACUCUCUACCAGGACGUGAUCCAGGACGCGCCCUAUCACUAUUACAAUCGGAGUGUAGCCAGUUUGUUUCGCAAGCACGAGCCGGAACUGUACCGUUCUUGGUUCAAGGAGAAGAAAGACGACCGCAUCGAGUAUCUGAAAUCGGGCGUGACGCUGAGACUGUUGAACCAGAAUACGCAGACGAUAUUGGAUAACUGGAAAGAGUAUUUGACCGCCUGUCUGACUUAUUACCACGACAAAAACGUGCAUCGCUUCGUCAGAGCGACACGUUGGUACAAGGACCUGCCUAUCUGGUUUCUGGAGUACUGCUGGGAGAAUCUACAGCAGAAGAAAGAGGGCAGUUACCUGGCCAUCAUGGCGCUGCUGCUUCAUGGCGACACCGUGGCGAAGUUGGUGGAGCCUCUGAUACCCACGGAGACAACGGUGAACAUCAGCAACGAGAAUGCCGGGGAAGAUUACGCUUUCGUGCAAAAUUUGCCGUUCGUCAUGAAACUUUCGAAUCCGCCCGUACCCCUCAGACUGAUCGGCAGAUUAUGCGAAGGGGAUUACCUCCGGCUGGCGUUGUCGGCGCUGACCAGCGUGUGCAGGCGGUCCCCGUUGCCGGAGGUGAUGUCGUUCGCGGCGAAUCUCUCGGACAAGCGCGUCGGCGUGACGAAGCACGGCGUACGAAUGAUGUGCUUGGUGGCGCCCGUACGGCAACUCGAGACCUUCCUCCUGUUCAUGUGGAAUAAAUCGAAGCACCACUCGAUACGGGCCCUCCUGCUGAAAAGCGCCCAGGACCUGUUGUUCAAGAACCCGAAUAACCACAGUUGGUCCUUGUUGAAGAAUCUGAUCUCGACCAUGGAUGUCACGGACAACUUGUUGUUCUCGAAACUCAAUGCGAAUUUGGUGCCCCCCGAAUACGCCGUGAAUUACAUCGAGCUGCUCUUCGACGUGAUACACGAUCUGUGGGAGAAGGGGCUGCCGGUGAAGGAGACGCUGUCGUGCAUCACCGGUAUGUUGAAGAUGUUCACCGGGCCGACCUGCGACCAACUGCCCAGCAGCUUCGUCGAGAAGCUCAUGCGAAGGUACCUGUUUCACGAGGUGAACGACAUCUCGAAUUCGACGAUCACCAUCGUGUGCUCGUACCUGUUGUCGGUCAACGAGACGCACGAGACGCGCAUGGAGAUCUUCUCCGACAUCUUCAAGAAGGAAGUGAAGCGAGGCUGGGACAAGAAAGACCCGAAGAAGAGUAGCUUUUAUCCGGUCAACUACACCGUCGGCUGCCUCAUAUGUAGCUUCGUGACCGAAGCCUCCUCCGUAAACAGGCAAGUCGAUACGCGGGUCAUCGGCGAAAUGCUGGACAUAUUCCUGUCCGUCCUAACGCCUGAAAUGGAUCCUUCGUCUUACUUGCUGUUGGUGUACGCGCAAGAACAGGCAAGGACGAAGAGCAAGACACCCGAAGAGUACGGCCUGCACAUCGGCAGGAAGAUACCCGAACUGGUCGAGACGUUUUCGCUGAUGCUCGUGCCCCUGAUGACCGACACUCUCAAGAACUUGCUCAACAUAUGCCACGCAUUCGACGGAAACUUAAUCACGGAAAUGCAAACGAGGCUCGGCGUCGCGGAAGGCCUCAUCGGGGCCGGUAACAUGGAAUCCUGCUGCAUGGCCGCGUGCUUGGUAUCGGAGUACAUACCGUGUCGCAACGUGAGAUACCAUGAACUUAUGAGCAAGCUCUUGAACAUGAAUUACCCCGCCGUCAGCUGUCUCCUGAACGAGCGUAAAAACCGCAUCGACUACAACAGCUUCAUCUACCCCGCUGACAAUUGACAAUGGAGCAGCAGCGGCAGCUGCUGAUCCUCCACCAGCCGAGAGUAAGCCGCGGGCGGGCAAGCUCUGUUUUCACGCACGUUCUACAUCCCGAGUGACGUUCGACGAUCGCUAUUUCCGGUGUCCCGCGAUUCCUCGUUGCGCAAUCAACGAUUUCACUCGCGAACCUGUGCGAACUGUGUACUUUUGCGCGCGAGUCCUCCCCCCCCCCCCCCCCCCNCCCAUCGCCGUCGCUCCUCCGAAUCACCGACAAGAUAUAUCAACCGUACACAUCAGUGAGUUCUCACUCUGAAGUGACCGUUUUCUUUUUAUUUCGAUGAAUAGAUGGACAGUUGAGGCCUUUAACACGCUAUUGGUGGUUUUCCAGGGGCAAUAAGCGCGCAGCGCAAUAAAUGUUGCUGGUUAACGACUCGAGACGAUUGCAACAGCUCUUUGCGAUCUUCGCGUCUUCAAGUUUUUUAGAUGUUUAACGGGCUUGUACAGAAACCGACGCGUGCGAUAAACGCGACGGUAUAACGUUAAUCCUAUAAUAAAAUUUUUAAACAGCG
Molecule: messenger RNA, 4622 nt
Organism: Dinoponera quadriceps
Lineage: Eukaryota; Metazoa; Arthropoda; Insecta; Hymenoptera; Formicidae
Exons: 2
Coding region: 514-4074 (1186 amino acids)
Source: RefSeq, a predicted model, not a curated record